AAAACCAAUCGAUCGAUAGCGGUUAUCUUCCUUGCGUCCGAUAGGCGAUAACAAUAUUAAAAAAUAUAAUUUUAUGGAAACGAAUCGCACCUACGAUGUCUCAUGGAAUAAUUUGUAAGCGCUGAUAACGAGCACGUGUAACGUUAUCGUGAAGUCAAAUUUCAGAAGUGCGAACUGCGAAGUCGGUGUGCCCCGUCCGGUGUGGUUGGCGGUCGCUUACAACGUCUUGCAAGUUAUAAUUAUUAGUUAUUACUUAUUACCUAUCUAUAUUCUAAUUUGUAUGCGAGUUACAGCCAACAGGUUUCAGUUCGCGUCGUAUUUUUACUUUUUUAAUUCCAUCGGUUAAUUUUACCUAGACGAUUAUUAUUCUGAUGCCUAAAAAUCAUAGGUCUCACUCUGACAAUCUCUAGCCGGUGAACCUGUAAAUUGUGUUUCGGUCACUUAUUUCGAUUUGACACAGACUAAAAAAUUAUUAUUUUAUUUAAAAACACCAUCGGUCAUGGAUACUGAGAUACCACAUCAUUUAUUGCUCGUUAUGGUCCACUCUUUGGUGGUGGAUGGUGGAGAUCCCAAAUUAAAAAGUGACAUUCUACAACAUCUACUGGUGCUGACAGCUGACAAACACAAAGAAAACAAAGUGAUUGUCGAUAAUAUGGACGAAUUGCUUAGAGGCCUGUUCAAAGUUUUGGAAACCGAUAAGAUCAAUGCCAAUGCAGCCUGUUUGUGUUUGGUCAAUAUUUCGUCAAAAGAAAAUGGUCUGAAAAAAAUAAUGUCGUUUUUAAACAGUAACAUCAGUUCAAAUGACUUGGGAAUCAUAUCAAAAACAAUACGAUAUAUUGAUCAAAAAACACCAGAGAUUGCAAGUUCAGUACUGAAGCUGUUGUGCAACCUAACCCGUGAAAAAAAUCAUGCCAUUCAAGUGUAUGAAGCAUUUGGAGAUCAAACUACAACAUUAGAAUCGUUCAUGAAAUUGUUCAUCACCCGAGAUGUACAACAUGAAACAAAUUAUGAUUAUAUUUCAUAUUUAUUAUCCAAUUUAUGUCAGUUACAUGAAGUAAGAAUGUGGUUAAUGAAUAGUGAUAAUUUCCAAAAAUUAUUUCCAUUUUUAAAUUUAAACAACUCAAUUCGAAGAGCUGGUGUUAUCAUGACUAUAAAAAACUGUUGCUUCGAAUUAGAAAAGCAUGAAUGGUUAUUAAGCGAAGAUCUAGAUUUGUUACCUCGCCUUCUUUUACCACUAGCUGGUCCUGAGCAGUUUGAUGAAGAGGAUAAUGAAAAACUACCAUUGGACUUACAAUAUCUACCUGAUGAUAAAGAACGAGAACCAGAUUCAGAUUUACGCCUGGCAUUGUUACAAGCUUUGACUCAGUUGAGUGCUAAAAGAGAUUGCAGAGAAAUAAUCAGAGAUCAAGGAACUUAUCUUAUUUUAAGGGAAUUUCACAAAUGGGAACCCAAUAUGGAAUUGAAAUUAGUAUGUGAAAAUCUAGUGGACAUUUUAAUCAAGACUGAAGAUGAAAUAGGAACAGAUAAUUUCCACGACUUAGAUGUACCAGAAGAUUUAAUAGACAAGUUUAAAAAAAUGGAUGAAGCUUAUCUAAGUUGACAUUAAUUCCAACAUCAUUUCCAUACUGUGUGUUAAUAUUUUUAAUUUAUAUAAUAAUAACAUAUUUCUUAUUUUAAUUUUUAAGUUAUUGAUUACUUAAAUCACUAACUAUACUAGAUUUUAUAAUGAAUAAAUCUAGAACCAAAACAUGGAUGCCCAAUUUUUUAUAAUAUGAUAACAAACAAGAGAAUCUAACGGUGGAAUAACCGGGAUUUUUCAUUGGGGAGGAAUAUAUUAUUUAUAUUAUAAUAUAGUUAAUUUUUUUGCAAACAAUUAUUGAUAGUCACAAUAAAUCCAAAUUUUUAAAAAAUAUUUUAUUUACUGACGAGACUGCAUUUAAAAAAAUGGGAUUUUUAACCAACAUAACUCACAAAAUAUGAUCUUCCGGCACUAUUAUAGAACGUACCAUUGGACGAACAAGAAACAAUGUGGUUUAUUUUAGAUGGUGCACCACCUCAACAUACAAAUACAGUCCGACAACAAUAUUGCAUUAUCUUUUCCCAAACAAACUUAUUGGUAUAGACAAGCUGGAAACAAUGCUCAAUAUCGCACAAUACCCAUGCGACUUUUUCUUAUGGGGUUUUAUGAAAGAACAAGUUUAUUCCAAUGGAGUCAAUAAUAGAGAUGAACUUUUGACGAGAAUGUAGCUGAUAUCAUUUGUCAAACACCAAAUUUGAUGGAAAAAAGUUCAUUAGGUACAACGAAGUUAACAGGAGUCAUGUUGAACAACUUUUGUAGAUAAAUAUUGAUUUUAAAAAUAAAGUGUAUUAUUUAA
This is a messenger RNA of Acyrthosiphon pisum (pea aphid), 2375 nucleotides long. RefSeq names its product protein HGH1 homolog. The coding region runs from base 500 to 1600 and encodes 366 amino acids. The record is from RefSeq and is a predicted model, not a curated record. Lineage: Eukaryota; Metazoa; Arthropoda; Insecta; Hemiptera; Aphididae. The transcript has 7 exons.